Galeopterus variegatus (Sunda flying lemur) is the source of this 861-nucleotide messenger RNA. Its product is annotated as protein FAM220A-like. Gene Ontology annotation, cellular component: nucleus. Gene Ontology annotation, biological process: protein dephosphorylation; negative regulation of transcription by RNA polymerase II. NCBI's taxonomy places the organism in Eukaryota, Metazoa, Chordata, Mammalia, Dermoptera, Cynocephalidae. Gene Ontology annotation, molecular function: STAT family protein binding. The record is from RefSeq and is a predicted model, not a curated record. The transcript has a single exon.
CUCCUUACGUCAAAGACACAAAGCAUGAGGGAAGGGAGAAGGGUUCUUGGCACCUGUCUGGCAAAAAUGAAGGAUGACAGAGGAGAAGACUUCGACACACUAUCCUGUAGCCUUAAGAAAAGAACAGAGAAGGGGAGCCCUUGUUCAGCUGAUAAACCUUCCUGGAUGAAUAAGCCUGUGGUUGAUGUAAAUGGAGAUUCACACAAUGAGGUGCUAUCAUUGGAAACGAAAGAUGAUCUGAAUGAGGCUGACCUCUUGCUUCACAAUGGCAGCAAAGUGCACCCAUAUUUGAAAGAAUCAAUAAGAAGAAAUUCAGCUUCAGCAUCCACUCUGAGCAAAGCUGUGGGUCUGUUCUCUGCUCCUGCAGAAGAGCAUUUUGCUGGGGUGCCCUUCAGUGUCGGGGAAGCUCUGAGGAGGGACUGUAUGGGAAGAGGGCCCAAGGCCUCAGACGGCCACAGAGGACAGCGCCCUGAAGGAGAACCUUGGGUGUUAGGACUGCCAUAUCAUCAAAAACUGUUGGAAGUGGGGAUUUUAAAGGAUGGACCACUAAGUCCUUUUCUUGAGGGGCGAGGCUCUGAGUUGGAACUGUCUUGCUUGCAUUCUGUCCUGUUUGCAAUGCUGCACACAUAUCCUGAAGUACUCCUGAAUGAUGAGACCAAAUGUGUUUCCCUUGACUGGUUAAAGCCCAUGUUUUCAGAGCAAAGAAUAGAAUACAAGAAAAUGCUUUCAAGUAUAAAAAGUACCUCAAAUGGUCUGUAGAUAAAACUGGGGUAACUGGUUCUAUGACCUUUUAAAUUAGCAAAUCUGUUAUGCCAUAGUUAAGGUACAAGCAGAAUAAUAAAAAUAGAUUAAUUUUAAAAA